Molecule: messenger RNA, 10497 nt
Organism: Dunckerocampus dactyliophorus (ringed pipefish)
Lineage: Eukaryota; Metazoa; Chordata; Actinopteri; Syngnathiformes; Syngnathidae
Gene: adgrl1a
Product: adhesion G protein-coupled receptor L1a
Exons: 26
Coding region: 806-5356 (1516 amino acids)
Biological process (GO): adenylate cyclase-activating G protein-coupled receptor signaling pathway; cell surface receptor signaling pathway; heterophilic cell-cell adhesion
Cellular component (GO): axon; presynaptic membrane; postsynaptic density
Molecular function (GO): latrotoxin receptor activity; G protein-coupled receptor activity; carbohydrate binding
Source: RefSeq, a predicted model, not a curated record
CAGGAACCAAGCGGCCCAAAGCAAAGCUGCAGUGCUCCAAAAGCAGCAUGUGGAUUCUUUCCGUGCGUUAGAGGGGCGUGCGUGUGUGUGUUUGAGACCGAGGAGGGGAGAAAACGAACCGCUGAGUGUGUGCGUCAGUGCGCAGCACAUCGGCGCAGAGAGCGAGUGCGCACACGGCGCCUCCUUCCCUCCUCGUCCGUCCUAUUUGAGGCUGCAAAGCGGGGCGAGGAGACGACACUCUCCCGGCUGGGGAACCACCAAGGACAUUUUAAAAACAACUUCAUUUUUUUGUAUUAUUCUCACUUGAAACUUUGGUGUCAUUCGUGUGUUAUCGUCUUGAAUCAGGACGAUGCUGUCGUCGCUGUUUAUUUGGAUGAUGCCCACUCGGGCACAUUUUAAUCACCACCUAUUCCAUCUGUGAGGAUCGACAUCUCUCCACUCCCCCAUCUUGUCUUUCUUUCUUUUUUCUUUCUUUCUUUUUUUUUUUUUUUUUUUUUUUACAUAAAACGUUGUUUUUUUCCCUUGAAGAUAGCAGGCUGCAAUUAAUUUUUAAUUCGUAUGCAUCCGCACGAAGGUGGCACCAGAAAGGAGGAGGAGAGAAGAAGAAGCAGCGUGCAAAGAAGUGAGGCGGGACGCCAGAAUGAAUGAAUGAAUGAAUAAGAGACAGCGUGAGCUUCCAAGAUAGAGCAACAUUGGAGGAGAAGAGGUUCUUGUGCACAAAGAGCUGAAGAAGUCCCACCGCCGCCUCAUCACCCCUGCCUGCUGACCAACUUCAGCCCACCACCCCGCCCUCUCGACAUCCAUCAUGGCUCUGGCGGUCUGGGUUGUCUUGAUGUGCGCCGUGGCUCUCAGUAACGUCGCUCCGUCCUCUCAAGCUCUGAGCCGGUCGAUGAUGCCCUUUGGCUUGAUGCGGCGAGAGCUGGCUUGUGAAGGCUACCCCAUCGAGCUGCGCUGUCCCGGCAGCGACGUCAUCAUGAUCGAGACGGCCAACUACGGCCGCACCGACGACAAGAUCUGCGACGCCGACCCCUUCCAGAUGGAGAACGUGCAGUGCUACCUACCCGACGCCGUCAAGAUCAUGUCACAGAGGUGUAACAACCGCACCCAGUGUGUGGUGGUGGCGGGGUCCGACGUGUUCCCAGACCCCUGCCCUGGAACCUACAAGUACUUGGAGAUCCAGUAUGAGUGCGUCCCUUACAAAGUGGAUCAAAAAGUCUUUGUGUGUCCGGGGACGCUGCUGCGGGUGCAGGCGCCCAGCUCUUUGCAGGAGGCGGAGCACCAGGCAGGAGCUUGGUGCAAGGACCCGCUUCAGUCCGGGGACCGCCUCUAUGUCAUGCCCUGGACCCCCUACCGCACCGACAUGCUGUUCGAAUACGCCUCCUGGGAGGACUUCAAACAGAAUCGAGCCACCACCACCUACAAGUUGCCAAACCGAGUCGACGGCACGGGGUUCGUGGUAUACGACGGCGCCGUCUUUUACAACAAAGAGCGCACGCGCAACAUCGUCAAGUACGACCUCCGCACGCGGAUCAAGAGCGGCGAGGCCAUCAUCACCAACGCCAACUACCACGAUACCUCGCCUUACCGAUGGGGCGGCAAGUCCGACAUCGACCUGGCCGUGGACGAGAACGGCCUGUGGGUGAUCUACGCCACAGAGUCCAACAACGGGCGGCUGGUGGUCAGCCAGGUGAAUCCGUACACUCUGCGCUUCGAGGGCACCUGGGAGACCAGCUUCGACAAGCGGGUGGCAUCCAACGCCUUCAUGGCGUGCGGCGUGCUCUACGCUGUGCGCUCGGUCUACCAGGACGACGACAGCGAGGCGGGCGGAGACCUGCUGAUGUAUGCCUACAACACCAACCACGGCCGCGAGGAGCCUGUCAACAUCGCCUUCCCCAACCCGUACCAGUACAUCUCCUCCGUGGACUACAACCCCCGAGACAACCAACUGUACGUGUGGAACAACUACAACGUGCUGCGCUACCCGCUGGAGUUUGGACCGCCGGACCCGACCACGGGUCCGCUCACCACCACGCAAGUGACCACCACUGUGCCGGCUCGGCCCUUCACCUCCAGCGCCAGCCCCUCCACCGCCCGCCCCGUGGCCCCCACGCUGCGCCCCGUCGGCUCCGUCAACAACAACAACCACCACCACCUCCCCGGCCCCGACCUUCGAGCCAUCACAGCCACCGUGCCUGUCACCCGCUGGACGCCUCAGUCCUCACAGGGCCCCCAUGUCUGCGAGACCAAGCUGGUGCGAGGGGUCCAAUGGCCCACCACCUUGAGAGGGGAGACGGUGGACCGGCCGUGUCCCAAAGGUUCUCUUGGCAUCGCUUCCUUCCAGUGUUUGGCCGAGCAGGUCAUAUGGAACCCGCGUGGUCCUGACCUCAGCAACUGCACCUCCCCGUGGGUCAACCAGGUGGCCCAGAAGAUAAAGAGUGGCGAGAACGCUGCCAACAUCGCCAUUGAGCUAGCCAAUCACACGCGAGGGCGGAUCCAGGCGGGGGACAUCAGCUCGUCGGUGCGACUGAUUGAGCAACUGCUGGACAUCCUGGACGCUCAGCUGCAGUCCCUCAGGCCCGGCAACAAGGAGUCAGCAGCACGCAACUACAACAAGUUUCAGAAGCGAGAGCGGACCUGUCGGGCCUACAUCCAGGCGGUGGUGCAGACGGUGGACAACCUCCUCCGCCCCGAGGCGCUGGAGUCCUGGCAGGAUAUGAACAGCACAGAGCAGGCGCACAUCGCCACCAUGCUAGUGGACAUCCUGGAGAAAGGCGCCUUCCUCCUGGCCAACAACAUGUAUGGCAGUCGCUUCUCAGACCGAGCGCCCAACAUCGAUCUGGAGGUGCAUGUCCUGAACACGGAGAUGGACCUGCAGGACUUGUCCUUCCCACUCAACUACGGCAACGACAGCACCAUCCAUCUGUCGGCGUCCACCAUCAAACAGUACAGUCGUAACGGGCAAGUCAAGGUGGUCUUCAUCCUGUACAAGCACCUCGGGUCCUUCCUGUCCACCGAGAACGCCACCGUCAAGAUGGACUUGCAGUCCGGCCACGGUCGGAAGCGCCUGGCCGUCAACUCCCACGUCAUCUCCGCCUCCAUUAACAAAGAGUCCAGCCGCGUCUUCCUCACCGAGCCGGUGGUCUUCACGCUCAGACAUCUACAGGUGUUGGAGAACUACUACAGCCCGAACUGCUCCUUCUGGAACUACUCGGAGCGCACCAUGACGGGCCAGUGGUCCACGCAGGGCUGCAGGCUGCUGGACACCAACGGCACGCACACCACCUGCUCCUGCAGCCACCUCACCAACUUCGCCGUGCUCAUGACUCACCACGACAGCGAUUUCCAGGGCCACAUGCAUGAGCUGAUCCUGUUCGUGAUCACCUGGGUGGGCAUCGUCAUCUCGUUGGUGUGCCUUGCCAUCUGCAUCUCCACCUUCUGCUUCCUGCGCGGCCUGCAGACCGACCGCAACACCAUCCACAAGAAUCUGUACGUCAACCUCUUCAUUGCCGAGCUGCUCUUCCUGAUUGGCAUCGACAAGACAGACUACCAUAUCGCCUGUCCCAUUUUCGCUGGACUUCUGCAUUUCUUCUUCUUGGCUGCCUUCUCCUGGAUGUGUCUGGAGGGUGUCCAGCUCUAUCUCAUGCUGGUGGAGGUGUUUGAGAGCGAGUACUCCCGCAAAAAGUACUACUAUCUGUGCGGCUACUGCUUCCCGGCUCUGGUGGUGGGCAUCUCGGCAGCCAUAGACUACAGGAGCUAUGGGACCAAGAAAGCAUGCUGGCUACGAGUGGAUAACUACUUCAUCUGGAGCUUCAUUGGACCCGUUUCAUUUGUUAUUAUGCUCAACCUCGUUCUCCUGAUGAUCACGUUACACAAGAUGAUUCGAAACUCAUCGGCGCUCAAGCCUGACUCCAGCCGCCUGGAUAACAUCAAGUCAUGGGUCUUAGGGGCCAUCACCCUCUUGUUCCUCCUGGGGCUGACGUGGGCGUUUGGUCUCAUGUUUAUCAACGAGAACUCUCUCAUCAUGGCGUACCUCUUCACCACCUUCAACGCCUUCCAGGGCAUGUUCAUAUUCAUCUUCCACUGUGCUCUGCAGAAGAAGGUCCACAAAGAGUACAGCAAAUGCCUGCGCCACUCCUACUGCUGCAGCCGCACGUCCACCACCAGCUCCCACGGCUCCAUGAAGAACUCGGGUCUGCGCACCAACAACCGCUACUACAGCGGCAGCCAGGCUCGCCACGCGGCGGCACACAGACAGAGUCGGAUCCGCAGGAUGUGGAAUGACACGGUUCGGAAGCAGACGGAGUCUUCCUUCAUGGCGGGGGACAUCAACAGCACGCCCACGCUCAACCGAGCAGCCAUGGGCAACCACCUUCUGGCAAACCCGGUGCUGCAGACUCGUAGCGGAACGUCUCCUUACAACACGCUGCUGGCUGAGAGCUUCACCCCGCCCUCGCCCGGCGUCUUCAACUCCACCGGAACUUUCCGAGACCCAAAGAGCACAUCCAAGGGCCGCGACCCCUGCGGAAUGGAGACCCUGCCUCUGAACGGCAACUUCAACAACAGCUACUCCCUGCGUGGUGGUCCGGGUGGCGGAGGCAGCUGUGACUUCCUAAGCGGCGGGAGUGGAGAGAGUCCCCCACCUCUACUCAACCCCCGCGGCUCGGAGACACUGGGUGGCGGGGGUAUCCGGCGCAAUCUCUCCGAUGCUGCUGCCUUUGAGAAGAUGAUCAUCUCUGAGCUUGUGCACAACAACCUGAGAGGUGGUGCCGGCGUGGGCGGAGGGAACGUGGGAGGGGACGGAAGCCUGGCCAAGGGGCAUCCUCACGGUGCGGGCGGACGUGGAGCCGCAGGGGCCGGGCCGGAGACGGGUGUAGACCAAGAUGAUGGUCGGCAGCGCACUCCGCAGGAUGUGGAGCUGCUUUACAAAGCACUGGAGGAGCCGCUGCUCUUGCAACGCGCCCAAUCCGUCCUCUACCAAAGCGACCCGGAGGAGUCGGAAAGCUACACGGCCGACCUCACCGAAAGUCUGGGUCACAGCGGCCACAGUGUUGGCGGGCAGGGAGGCACCAGAGCGCCUGACUCGCCAGCUCGUGACUCCUUAUACACAAGCAUCACCAACCUGCGAGACUCUCCCUACCCGGACAGCAGUCCCGAGCCCCUGGAGGUGGUGCCCCGAUCGGCCCAGCCCCCCGAGGAACUGUACUACAGCUCCGGGAGGCCUGCUUUGGGCUCCCGUGGGGCACCCAUGCAGACCUUCUACCAGGCCCCGCCGCGGAGACCGAGCGGGGACCACCAGGCUCAGGAGCCCGCCCACAAUGAGGGGGACGGACAGAUGCAGCUUGUUACCAGCCUGUGACCGGCGGCCGAAAGAAGGGACUGAAGUGAUGGGCUUCUAGUGCCAUGUGGUCCUGGCGUCUAUCCACUUCCUGUUUGUUUGGUUGCCUUUCUUUCUCUUGAGCAAACAGAGUGACCUUCAGGGGGCGUCGCUGCUCACUCUGCAGAAGAAGCCUUUGACUUUUUAAGGAGUGUUCAUCCAAACUGAGUCCUUCCCGGUUCCUUUGGUACCUUAAGGCCAAGUCCAGCACUCUGAAUGUACCGACCCCCAACCCCUUUACCUUUCAGAACUUUGUUAUAACAAAAAAACCUUUCUGGAGACUAUCAUUUUGUAUUUGCUCCUUUGCCCUUUGGUACCAAUCAUCAUUUGAUAGCUAGCUGCUGUGGAGACGCGUGGAGUCGUCUAGUACACCGUUAGAAGUUAAAAAUGUCUCUUCAUUGUUGCCAAAAAUAUCUUUUAUUGAGCCAGAACAGAAAGUAGAACGCGCACACAGACUUAUCCAGAAGUGCUCAUUAUUGAACUGUUCCUCAUCAUCAGUCUCAGAGGAAGACAAUUCAGAGGAGUUGCCUUCAUUUCCUUUGAAGAACAGCGGUGGAGGCGGGGCUUUCGGGGGCACCGACCACUCCCUCUGCCCCUCCUCUUUUUUUUUUUCUUUUUUUUUUUGCAGAACCAUGACCCGCUUCGCCCUUUCUGCCUGUUUGCUUUUUAGGCAUUGGAAAAAGUGACAUGACUGCCUUGCUAUUGUUUUGCUGAGAGUAUUCAUUCUGUUGCAUCCUGUGGGGGUCCUCCUGUAUUUGCUGUUAGAACAUAGCCAGCUGAAGUGGACUUGUUUCCUGUGUGUGUGGUUGUGACCGACAACUCUAUAAACCAUGUACAUAAGAACCACAAUCCGCUUUAUUCCUAACUACUGUGUAAAUAAAUAGAGAACGGCGGAUGUUCAAAAGCAACAAAAGCGCUAUGACAGAUGACUUCUUGUACUUGCAACAAAGGAGAAAAAUAAAACAUUUCUUUUUGGGGGGGAGUUAAAUAAAUGGCUCCAUGUCUGUCUUCUGAAGAAACACAUUUUUUAAAUGUAAAAUAACUUAUGAGUUGAUAUUUUACGCAGAGGUCCUGCAAAAUUGUCAUUUAUCUGCCUGUGCCUUUUACGCAGAAGCUGUAACUGUGUGCACUUUGCGCUUUCACACAGCGAAACAACAUCCCACAGUCAGAUACUUUGACGUCCGCGCCUGAUACAAAGUGCUUGUUGGACGGUGACGGCUGCUGUGCUCUUUACACAGAACACCAACACGAAAAAAACUUGAUGAAAGGGUACGAUGCCUGCUGAAGCCGGAAUUUUUCUACUUUUUCCUGGCCUGAUAUUCUGACUUUAUAGGCAGCCUGACGCCAACAGUCACUUUGAACAUUUGCGAUGUUCCAGCCAUACGACAGCCUCAGAAGGUAGACUUCGUCCCCGCCGCCCCCAGUCACUGCAGUCUACACAGAGCUACACCAUGGAAAAAAACAGCUUAUGUCGUCACAGUGAAAGGGAUUAAAGCAGGCAUGUCCCAACUUGUCCACCGAGGGCCACUUACUGAAAAAUGAAAGGAUGUCAGGGUCACUUUUGUAUCAUAUUUUGGAAAGCAGCACAUGUACUGUAGAUAGGCUGACGCUGUUGAUGUGUUCAUGUCAGAAUAAAGUCCAAAAAGAGUGUUAGACUCUGUGGGGACACUAUUGUGCCUCUGUGUGCCGUCACAACAGAGAGGGGGGGUGGCUUGACAUGGUGCGCAUGCAUUAAUUAUGCUAAACAUUUUAACUGAAUUAAUUUGUUACUGCUGUUAAUGCGCUAUUUUUGACAGCCCUGAAUUUAAUGUUACUUUUCAGAAAAGUACAAUGAAAAAAUAUGCAUUAACAUUAUUUUCCCCCAUAAUAUUCCAAGAAACUGUGACUUUUUUUCUCCUUAGAACGCGACUUUUUUCUCUUCAUGUUUUAACUUUAUUCUCGUAAAAUGACAGCUGUUUUUUUCUGCAGGGUUGUUUUUUUUAACUUUUCCAACUACGUCAACUUUCUUGUAAAUUUUCUUUUCGGAAUUGUGACUUUAUUUCCACAAUAUUUUGACUUUAUUCUCGGAACAUAACUUUUUCUGCAACUUAAUUUUCCAAAUAUUACAACUUUAUUUGGUAUUUUUUUUAUUUUGGUUUGUUUUUUAUAAUGUUAUGACUUUUUCUUUAAUAUUUCAACUUUAUGCUUCCAAAAUUAUUUUUCAUCAUAAUAUUGUGAUGUUAUUUUAUAUUUAAUUAUAGAAAUAUACAAUUUUUUCUCCCUAAAAUUACUCAUGUAAAAUUACUGCUGAUUUUUCAAUUUUUUCUCUUGUGUUUUUUUUUUUUUUUUUUUUUUUUUUAAAUAUAUUUUUAGAAUGUGCCGUGGGCCACAGAUGAUCCCCAGGCUGCACUUUGGACACCUCCUUGGGUAAAACCUGCUAAAGCCAGGAUUUUUCCAUCUCCAAGAUCCUGACUUUGAAGGUAGUCAGACAAAUUGCUUUGAACACAACAUGGAGGGAGAAGUGUGACUCUUCACACUCAUGUCCUGCCUUACUGGUAUUCCCUUUUGCACAGCCGCUGUCAGGGCUCUGAUACUACCUCCAAAAUCAGUAUACUGCCUGUGGAAAAUGAAGUGGUGUUAGCAGGCAAUAGUCCCUUUCACUGUACUGAUAAAAGCAGUCUUUUUUGGUGCUAUAGAUCUAUAUAAACUGCACGGACGAGGAGAAAUGGGGCGUGGCAAUUUAACCUGGCAAUUUUCCACCGUUACAAAUGGCAUUGACUGUGCGGAAUGGUGGUGACAGUAAACCUGAAAAUGUUGCACCUCCACAGGUGGUGUCCGAGCCGUAACAGAAGCAGUCCACCACGUGUGACUGGGACUCCUUCCUUUCAUGCUUCUUCCUUUUCAGUCAAUAUUCUGCUUUGCUGGCUUCUGUGUGAAAGGUACAGGCCAAGGCUGUCAUGGCUAUUUUGCAAAGUUUCUGUGAAAGAAGCCAUAAUAAAAGUAAUGAACGACAUGUUUUCUCCAUCAAAGACUGAUGCAUCCCGUGCCUGAAUUGAUGAGUUUCCUGUUUGCUAGUAGUUGACUUUCUCUUGCCUCUCACACAGACGUUCUUUCCGGGAAUCAUGCUGCAUUCCGAGACGAAGGAGUGCUAGAUAAGCGGUGAAAGUCCCAAAGAGUGCAUGGAGGACGUUUGAGGAAUGAGCUGUCGUGAGAGAACAGAAGCCCUCCAGCUACAAUCCCACUGACCUUCAAAGAGCCAAAUUCAACUUUGUCUAGAACCAUUUGGACAUGCUUUAUUUAUUAGUUUUUUUUAAAUCUAAAAUAUGUAUUUCUUACCAUUAGUUUUCCUUUUACAACUCACAUUGUGUUAUGUGGUUGUAAAUGUGAGCAGGAAAUAGAUUCUCUCGCUGUUGUGUGACUCAUUCAGGAAAAACCCCACGGGACUUUUAGCAAAGGAAGGUCUCCGUGCAGCAGGUCAAAAGCAGACAAGCAAAAAGGGUUACAAGAGCUUAUUACCGUGUAUUUAUUUAGUGUUGUGUAACAUACAGUAUUUGGCAAGCGUAUGUAGGCACAAGAAGACAACAAGUCACAACAAAGCCAAAGAAUUUCGGGUGGAAAAAUGAGCGAGAAAGAGUAGAAACAAAAUCAUAAAUUCACAAGAAUCAUGACAUGGCAUGUUUUGGUUUUGUUUAGAAAAAAAAGUAAAAUUUUAAAGAAAAAUGUUAUGGCAGCAAUAAAACUAAUUUUAUUUGUAAAAUGUACAGUAUAUUAAAUUGCAUCUUAACAAGUUGUCAUCUAACAGCCCUCAUCUCGAUGCAGCGUUACGACUAUGAUGCAAAUAUUUAAAUUCUGGGUUUUUCUGGGCCGCACGGUGGCUGAGUGGUUAGCAUGUUGCAUGUUCUCCCCGUGCGCGCGUGAGUUUUAUCCGGGUACUCCGGUUUCCUCCCACAUUCCAAAAACGUGCAUGUUAGGUUAAUUGACCCCUCUAAAUUGUACAUAGGUAUGUUUGUCUAUAUGUGCCCUGCGAUUGGCUGGCGACCGGUCCAGGGUGUACCCCGCCUCUCACCCGAAGUCAGCUGGGAUAGGCUCCAGCAUGCUUGCGACCCUAGUGAGGAUAAGCGGCAUAGAAAGUGGAUGGAUGGGCUUUUUCUCUCUCAUGAGGUACUGAAAGGGGCGCUAGUCCACAUUCCUAAGUUUUCAUACUUUUGUACUGUAUACGUUUAAAAUGUUCUACUCUCGUUCUACGUGAUGUGGAAGCGCCGUAUCAUGAGGUUGGUGUAUUUUGAAGUUAUAGGUACUUUAAUUUUUACGCCACUCCAAGUUUUUUCUUGUAAUAUUGCAAUUUUAUUCUCCUCAAAUAGAUUUUAUAUGAAUAUUUUAACCUUAUCUGUAAAUUCACUCUCGUGUAUACAGUCGUCCGCACCACUUUGCGGUUUGAAUUUCAUGGCUAUCACGGUUUUUCAAAAAUAUAUUUAACAAACCGUGCUGUUUUCCAGGUGACUACGGCUUAUUAUUCAUAAAAUUUGCAAAUUGAAGCAAAUUUAACAGAUUUUUGCCUAAACUAGGCAUUUUCAAGCACAAAAAUGGCUAAAUGAACUAAAAUACGAAUAGAAGCCAUUUGAGAGACGCAUUCAGAGACGCUGUGAAUGAUACCUGUAUGUGGUAUCCUACACUCAUCGUUAGGCGUCAGUAAUAUCAUUGGAAUGUUCGGUGACCAGACUUGAUCACAGAACAGCAGGCUUUUAUUGCAUGUGUGAAUGACCUCACAACUGGCGCAAUGAUCCCGAAUAAAGAUUCCUAAUAAAAACACAGGCUAUUAUUGCAGCCGUUACCCACGGCAAACUAAAACUCAACUCUGAACCCCCGACAUCAUUUCCUGCCUGCUGGCCACUCACCUCCCCUAGGGAACGCAUUUAUAGCAACACACACGAGCACAAGUCUUAUUUAUGUCUUAAAUGGUUUAUUUACUUGUAUUAUGUCUACUGUAUUAGGGGACUAUAGGGGUGUUAGUUUAUGUCUAGAGGGCUCUAAUCAUGUUUUAAAAAACUGAAUUAUAAGCUUGUAAACAGGAUUUCGAUGCUCUAACUAUGACAAGAUUCCAUUUAUGAAAAAGGAAUCCUAUUUUGCAAAAAUUCAUAUCACAG